AUGGAAAGUUCAAACAAGAACGAUAGAAACAACGAGCAAGAAAGCUUAUACGAAUCUUGGAUGAAUCUUCAACAUGAAGAACUAAGGGAACUUGAACAAGCAGCUGCAGCAAACAGCCCAAAAGAUGAACAUAAACAAACUCAACUCAUUGAAAAGAUUAUAAACCAUUUCCAAGACUACAGUAAUAACCGUAGUCGCUUAGCACAAAAGGACGUAUCACCAUUCUUUGCACCCACCUCGUGCACCCCAUUAGAGAACUCAGUCCUAUGGAUCGGCGGGUGCAGACCAUCUUCAUUCAUACGUUUGAUUUACGCUCUCUUCUGCGGUAUGGAAAUCGAGUCUCAUAUCACUCAGUUCCUUCAGGGUAUUACAGCAAAUGGUGAACUCCCUAAGUUUACAGCAGAGCAAAUGAAUAUGGUGGACGAGUUGCAGAGCAAGACGAUUCGAGAAGAAGGGAAGCUUUCAUCAAGAUUGGCUAGUUUACAAGAAGCGAUAAUAGACCAGCCGCUUAUUAGCAAGUCGAAGAAGAAGAAAGACGAUGGAGAUGAUGAUGUAGUGUGUGAGAAUGCAGAUGAACCGUUGGAUAAACAUAACAAAUACAUGGCGGCUAUAAUGGAGGAAGCUGAUGAAUUGAGGAUGAAGACAUUGAAAGAGAUUGUGGUUAUACUUGAACCUGAUCAAGCUGUGGAAUACUUGGCAGCAGCUAAGAAGAUUAGGCUUUGUCUCCAACAAUGGGGCAAGAAGAGAGAGCAUGAUAGUACCAACUAA
This is a messenger RNA of Nicotiana tabacum (common tobacco), 768 nucleotides long. RefSeq names its product protein DOG1-like 3. Gene Ontology annotation, biological process: DNA-templated transcription. Lineage: Eukaryota; Viridiplantae; Streptophyta; Magnoliopsida; Solanales; Solanaceae. The record is from RefSeq and is a predicted model, not a curated record. Gene Ontology annotation, molecular function: sequence-specific DNA binding.